This is a messenger RNA of Pistacia vera, 1611 nucleotides long. RefSeq names its product serine--glyoxylate aminotransferase. Gene Ontology annotation, molecular function: L-alanine:glyoxylate transaminase activity; L-serine:pyruvate transaminase activity. The transcript is spliced from 7 exons. The coding region runs from base 214 to 1419 and encodes 401 amino acids. The record is from RefSeq and is a predicted model, not a curated record. NCBI's taxonomy places the organism in Eukaryota, Viridiplantae, Streptophyta, Magnoliopsida, Sapindales, Anacardiaceae. Gene Ontology annotation, cellular component: peroxisome.
AACUUACCACCCACACCCACUCCUCACUCUCUCUUCCCUUCUUCUUCCUCAAACAAUCCAAAGGAUAAUCCCAAACAUUUAACGUAAAUCUGACUCUCUGCAAGUCUUGUAUGUGUCUUGUUUUACCAUUUGCUCAGCUGAGUGUUUUGACACAUUGAAGCAUCAAGGAUUUGUCGAACUUCAGCUUUUCGGUGACAUUCCAAAGCGGGGAAGAUGGACUACGUGUAUGGACCAGGAAAGAACCAUCUCUUUGUUCCAGGGCCUGUUAAUAUCCCAGACCCUGUCAUUCGGGCAAUGAACAGGAACAAUGAGGAUUACCGGUCUCCAGCAAUUCCAGCAAUGACAAAAGUUCUUCUUGAGGAUGUUAAGAAAAUUUUCAAGACAACUUCUGGAACUCCAUUUUUGAUCCCAACCACAGGCACUGGUGCUUGGGAGAGUGCGCUUACAAACACUUUAUCACCUGGUGAUCGAAUUGUGUCUUUUCUGAUUGGCCAAUUCAGUUUGCUUUGGAUUGACCAGCAGCAACGUCUAAACUUCAAUGUUGAUGUUGUUGAAAGUGAUUGGGGCCAAGGUGCUAACCUUGACAUUUUGGCAUCGAAACUUGCCGAAGAUACUGCACACACUAUUAAGGCAAUUUGCAUUGUCCACAAUGAGACAGCAACUGGAGUUACCAACAACUUGGCUAAAGUGAGAAAAAUUCUUGAUGACUACAGGCACCCAGCUCUUUUCCUUGUCGAUGGAGUGUCCUCCAUUUGUGCUCUUGACUUUCGCAUGGAUGAGUGGGGAGUAGAUGUGGCUUUAACUGGCUCUCAAAAAGCUCUUUCUCUUCCUACUGGAAUGGGUAUUGUUUGUGCAAGCCCCAAAGCUCUGGAGGCCUCCAAGACUGCAAAGUCACUGAGAGUUUUCUUUGACUGGAAGGAUUACUUGAAGUUCUAUCAAAUGGGAACAUACUGGCCUUACACCCCUUCCAUCCAACUGCUGUAUGGGCUGAGAGCUGCUUUGGAUCUGAUAUUUGAAGAAGGCCUCGAGAAUGUGAUUGCGAGGCACACCCGUUUGGGCAAAGCAACCAGGCUUGCUGUGGAGGCAUGGGGAUUGAAGAACUGCACCCAAAAAGAAGAAUGGUUCAGUGACACUGUGACUGCUGUGCUUGUUCCCCCAUACAUUGAUAGCUCAGAAAUUGUAAGAAGGUCAUGGAAGAGAUACAAUUUAAGCUUAGGUUUGGGUCUUAACAAAGUAGCUGGAAAGGUAUUUAGAAUAGGGCAUCUUGGACACAUGAAUGAGUUGCAAUUGUUGGGUUGUCUUGCUGGUGUGGAGAUGGCACUAAAAGACGUAGGCUAUCCAGUUAAGAUGGGAAGCGGAGUUGGGGCUGCUAGCGCAUACCUACAGAACAACACUCCUCUGAUCCCUUCCAGGAUUUGAUUCACCUGCAGCCCAUGUAAUUACUUUUCUCCAAUCGUUUACUUCAGGGCACUAUGUAAAGAAUGUAUAAUUUUCCUUCCUGUGCUUGCACUCUCUUGAUACUUGCCUAGUCUCCUUCUUGAUACAAUUGUUAUGUAUUAUCCUGUAUUUGGAACUUCUUUAAUCCAAUCAAAGUAUUUUCCUUUCUUAUUU